Molecule: messenger RNA, 2139 nt
Organism: Chaetomium fimeti
Lineage: Eukaryota; Fungi; Ascomycota; Sordariomycetes; Sordariales; Chaetomiaceae
Product: P-loop containing nucleoside triphosphate hydrolase protein
Exons: 2
Coding region: 1-2139 (712 amino acids)
Molecular function (GO): ATP hydrolysis activity; ATP binding
Source: RefSeq, a predicted model, not a curated record
AUGCCUCGUUGCUGGCCCUCGUUUAGCUCCCGCUCCAAAAAGGAUGCGGGGGGCCCCACCGGAAAGUCGGGGAAGCUGCCAGACGGCGGGUCCAGUGCCUCCACCCUUGACAGCGACGCCAAGGGAAAGAGCGACGAGAAGAACGACGAAAAGAAGGACACAAAGUCAAAAGACGACAAGAAGGACGAAAAGACAGACGACAAGACAGAUAAGACAGACGAGAAGAAGGAGGGCGAUGACGAGGCCAAAGACAGCGAAGAGAAAGAUAAGCCCAAGGUCGUUGUCGGGUCAGUGGGCGAGGCCAAAAACAUUUACAAGGGUGCUUCCGACGACGAUGGGAACUGGACUUGGGUCGACAAGUAUCCCGAUGAUGUCGAAGAGGCUGCCGAGAACGAGGAGACGGCCAAGUUCGCCGUCGUUGUGCGGAACCAGAAGAGUAACGACAGCCGGAAGAAGCUCGAAGCCCACAGCAUUAUCGUGCAGAGCCCACUGAUUAGGGCCGCGCUCGCCGAGAUCAUGGCCGACUAUCCCGGUGUUGCUUGCGAGUUGCUCCGCCUCGAAUUUGAGGCCCCUUUCAAGCCCUUUGUGCACCGAUGGACCGAGUUCCAAAAGUACCUUGAAAAGCCUGACCUCGACGAAAAGACCAAGGAGCACAUGAAGGUGCUUGCUGACAUUCUGCAAUACGAGAUCGGCGAUAACAUCAAGACGUUCCAAGACUACGCCAAAAACGGUGUCGUGUGCUUCAAGGACCUGUGGAUGAUCUUCCAGCCGGGCACUGUCGUCGUUUCGGCUCAUAAGGGUCCGCUCAGCGCCUUUGAGAUGGUUGAGACGGAGUACAUGCAGAACAACUGCGGCAAGUUCUUGCAAGUGCGCUGCGACUGUGUCGACUACGGCGGUAAGGAGUUCGGCCGGUACCAGGAGGGGAUCAACAUCCCCGAGUUCAUCGGCACCAAGAAGAUCACGGGCCUCAAGGUGUACCCCCUCCACUUCCACACCGACAAAGACGAGGUUGUCACCAAGCUCACCGAGCGCGGCGCGCUGUUUGAGAAGCUUGCUGGACACCACUACAAGCAGUAUGCCGGCAAGGCCAUCACGUGGGACCGCGAGGGCAAUGAGGUGGAAUGCCAGAUCACGGGCCGCAUCAUCGUCGAUAUUGACAGUUUCAACCGCUUCAGCCCCUGGCGCGUGCGCUACCUGAACGACUUCAACGCGAACGACCUCGACAAAUUUACGAAGCACAAGGAGAAGAUCGGUGUUUCGGACGACAAGUUCAUUCUACCGCCCUACUACCAAAUGCUCGCUCGCUGCAGGACACGCGGUUACUCGCUCAAGUUCAAGAAGUGGCUCGACUUCUUCGUCGAGCAGAUCACCGAAGUGGUCUGGAACAGCACAGCAUUCGACAAGCUGGUGUUGCCACCGGACCAGAAGGAGCUCAUCCUGUCGUUCUCCGAGUCGCAAAUCGCCGGUAGCAACUUCGACGACAUCAUCCAGGGCAAGGGCAAGGGCAUCAUCUGCCUCCUAUCCGGCCCGCCUGGUGUGGGGAAGACGCUGACGGCCGAGGCCGUGGCCGAGAAUCUCAAGGUGCCGCUCCACAUGCUGAGUUCGGGCGAUCUCGGCUCGGAUCCGUGGGAGGUCGAGCGGGAGCUCAACUCAAUCCUGGAGCUGGUGGCGCGGUGGAACGCCAUCCUGCUGCUAGACGAGUGUGAUGUGUUCCUGGAGGCGCGCAGCACGCACGAGCUAGAGCGCAACAAGAUCGUGUCCAUCUUCCUCCGCACGCUCGAGUACUACGAGGGCAUCAUGUUCAUGACCACCAACCGGGUCGACGACAUCGACGCCGCGUUCCAGUCCCGUAUCCACGUCAGCAUCGAGUACCCCGACCUGACGUCCGCUUCCCGCCGCACCAUUUGGGCCAACUUCCUCCGGGGUUCGACCAUCAAGAGCUCGCUCACCGACAAGGACAUCAACGAGCUUGCCGAGCUCAAGCUCAACGGCCGGCAGAUCAAGAACGUGCUCAAGACGGCGCAGCUGCUGGCGGCUCGGAAGAAGAGCGAGACCCUGGACCGCAAGUUCAUCGAGACGAUCCUGAUCAUCGAGAAGAAGCGGCCCGGGGCGCCGCAGCAGAUGAUGCAUUACCUCUGA